GUCAGCAGCCCACGGAUCACAGCCCCACACGGGACAGCCGAGCCCUGAACCACAGGAGCUGAAGCCAGGUGCUGACAUGGGGGCCGCAGCAGAAGUCCUCUGGCUCUGUUUCCUGGGAUGCAUCAUCCACCCAGCUGCAGAAGCUGAGAUUCCUUCUAAAGGAACUGGCAGUGGCUUCCCAGGUGUGCUCCCAGUGUUCAUCGAACGCAUCUCUGGUGGCUUUCCUUGCGUUCCACACUCCCAUCCCUGGAUAGCCGCACUGUUCGAAAAUGAUGAUUCAUACUGUGCUGGAGUUCUGGUGCAUCCGCAGUGGGUGCUGUCAGCUGCUCACUGCUGGAACACAUCCUACACCAUUGGGCUGGGCCUCCAUGGACUUUUUGAAUGGGAUGAACCAGGAAGCCAGAUCAUCCAGGCCAAUUUCUCAGUGCAGCACCCAGAAUACAUCAGACCUUCGAACGGUAGUGACCUCAUGCUCAUCAAGUUAAACAGACCCGUUGUGGAAUCGGACACCAUCCGGACCAUCCCCAUUGCAUCCGAAUGUCCGACAGCUGGAACCAGGUGCCGGAUCUCUGGCUGGGGUCGGCUAUUGGAUGGAUACUACCCUUUAGAUCUGCAGUGUGCGGUUAUUCCAGUGGUUUCAGAGGAGUAUUGCAGAUUUGUGCUUGACUCAUACUACCACGACAGUAUGUUCUGUGCUGGUGCUCAAGGCCAUAAGGACUCUUGCCCGGCAGACUCUGGAGGCCCCGUGGUCUGCAAUGGGGUCCUGCAGGGCCUUGUGUCCUGGGGAUUCCAACCCUGUGGCACACCUGGAGUUCCAGGUUUCUACACCAACCUCUGCAAAUUCAAAGACUGGAUAAAUGAAAUCAUCAAGACCAGAUAAUCACAAAUGAUAUUGGGACUGAGUAGCCAGCACCGCCUUCUGAAUCUGUCCUUAGG
Molecule: messenger RNA, 936 nt
Organism: Chinchilla lanigera (long-tailed chinchilla)
Lineage: Eukaryota; Metazoa; Chordata; Mammalia; Rodentia; Chinchillidae
Product: kallikrein-4-like
Exons: 6
Coding region: 77-880 (267 amino acids)
Biological process (GO): extracellular matrix disassembly; proteolysis; amelogenesis
Molecular function (GO): serine-type endopeptidase activity
Source: RefSeq, a predicted model, not a curated record